AUGGUCAGAAAAAAAGGGAGGAAAAAAAUACUUGAAGAUCGACUUGAUAAGGAAUAUCUUCCAAUUACUGGUCUUUCUAGCUUUACUCAAGGUGCAGCUCUUUUGGCUUAUAGUAAAGAUUCCAAACCUUUAAAAGAUGGAUUAAUUUCAAUCACUCAAUCGAUUUCAGGAACAGGAGCUCUUAGAAUUGGAGGAGUGUUUUUAUCUAGAUAUUAUCCACAUGCUAAAAAAAUCUAUUUACCUAAACCAACAUGGGGCAAUCAUAAUGCUGUUUUUAAAGAUUCUGGUUUUGCAUCAGGAGACACUGAUAAAGAUGCUUAUGCUAUCCGUAAAUUUAUAACUGAUGAUCAUCGGGUAGCUUUAGCACAAUCAUUUGCUAAAAAUAUGGGGCUUUAUGGAGAACGUGCUGGUGCAUUUUCAAUUAUUUCUGAAAGUUCAAAAGAAAAGGCUGCAAUUGAUUCACAACUUAAAAUACUAAUUAGAGCCAUGUAUUCUAAUCCACCAAUACAUGGUGCAAGAAUUGCAAGUUAUGUUAGAAGAAGUAAAAGCAUGUUUUGGUACACUGGAUUAAAACCUGAGCAGGUUGAAAAACUUACUGCUGAUUUUCAUGUAUAUUUAACCAAAGAUGGACGCCCACCUGAUGCGAUUUUAGGAAUUACAGAGGCUUAUAAAAAAGAUACCAAUCCCCAAAAAAUGAAUUUGGGAGUUGGUGCCUAUAGAGAUGAUGAUGGGAAGCCAUAUGUUUUGAAUUCUGUCAGAAAGGCAGAGAAAAAAAUACUUGAAGAUCGACUUGAUAAGGAAUAUCUUCCAAUUACUGGUCUUUCUAGCUUUACUCAAGGUGCAGCUCUUUUGGCUUAUAGUAAAGAUUCCAAACCUUUAAAAGAUGGAUUAAUUUCAAUCACUCAAUCGAUUUCAGGAACAGGAGCUCUUAGAAUUGGAGGAGUGUUUUUAUCUAGAUAUUAUCCACAUGCUAAAAAAAUCUAUUUACCUAAACCAACAUGGGGCAAUCAUAAUGCUGUUUUUAAAGAUUCUGGAGUAGAUCCAACCCAACAACAAUGGUAA
Entrophospora sp. SA101 is the source of this 1062-nucleotide messenger RNA. NCBI's taxonomy places the organism in Eukaryota, Fungi, Glomeromycota, Glomeromycetes, Entrophosporales, Entrophosporaceae. The record is from the annotation of a GenBank genome assembly.